Messenger RNA from Seriola aureovittata, 3326 nucleotides. RefSeq names its product UDP-Gal:betaGlcNAc beta 1,3-galactosyltransferase, polypeptide 4 (gene b3galt4). NCBI's taxonomy places the organism in Eukaryota, Metazoa, Chordata, Actinopteri, Carangiformes, Carangidae. Gene Ontology annotation, cellular component: membrane. The coding region runs from base 1138 to 2259 and encodes 373 amino acids. Gene Ontology annotation, molecular function: N-acetyl-beta-D-glucosaminide beta-(1,3)-galactosyltransferase activity. The transcript has a single exon. The record is from RefSeq and is a predicted model, not a curated record.
AUUUUAUCAUAGAUUGUGAAGCCCUGGGUCACAUGACAUGAAAACAUUUUUUUUUAUUGGCAUAAUAGGCUAUUUAUGAAUAGGGCUAAAUAUUAUCAAUUAAGUAAAAGCACUAAUAUUUCCAAAAUUAUGUGCCUUUUUAGCUUCAACGUCCUGUGACCCAGUGGCUAACAGUCAUUCUGAAGUGUUAGACAUGUGAGUAAUACAAUGUGGUCACGCCAUCUACUCACGAGUCUGAUACGAAGACUGGAAAUUCUUCCUAACUUUUAUUUCAUUUUUCGAUCAGUAAAAUUUAAAUAACGAACGUUAUAUAAUAUUCUAUUCUUUCCAAUUACGAUCUGCAUCAUACUGUUCAUGCAUUUGUUUUUACAUCUCCAGCCAAUAAAUGCUUCGCUAUUAUUUGCCCAUAUUGCAGCUAUAAUGGGAAUCGGAAUCUAGUAGUCUAAACAGUAGGAUAUAUGCCCCACGCCAACUACACUUUUUUUGCAGUAAUACAAGGUUUUAAUCCUUUUAAUGAUCAAACUGCGCCAACAGACACGGAGUAUUAUUUAUUAACAGAUGAUUAUACGCUACAGUAUACUGUAUACAGUAUUGACCUAGUGCAUGGAAAUCUUUAUGCACUAGGUCAACAUUUAUCGAUAUGGUCCUAUUAGAUCUCUGUGUAGUCGGCCACAGGACAGUCAAUACGCAGCUUGAUGACCGGAAAAUAAAUCUGCUCAUCAAAAGCAAACCUCGUCACAUCAUGAGAGAGCAUCGGGGCGCGCUUUACCUAAGGGUGGAGUAUAGAGCAAAAAUAGCUCCGGGUUGCUGUCGAAUCGACCGUUUCAUUUGCGCAGCUGCAUAUCCCAGUUUUGUAAAACUGACUGAGCUGUAGCAUCAACACAAGAGUACCAGCUCCUUUACCGCAUCCUCACCGACACUGGCUCUGUCCCACGGCAGCUGCUGCGGAUCUGGAUCCCUGAGCAAAGCAGCGACGCGAGGAGAAUGAGAUUGGAGGGGACGCACAAAGACGCAAUGGUAGAGGGAUAGAGGGUGAGUCUAGUCGUGGAGACAAGGGAAGGAAGGCAAGGGAGAAAAGGGGGAGUUGCAGCAGCCAUCGCCGUCCUCAGAGCUGCGCAGCGGUCGUGGAGGUUGGUCAUGGUCGGACGGGGACUAUGUACCGGGGUAUGUAAACCCCGGUUUGGGAAGCGGGGGAGCCGGCCUGGGCUUUUGCCAUUUCUUUGCGCGGCGAUGGCGUGCGCAGCGCUGUUGGCUCUGCUCUUUGUGGACCUCAUCGAGUCAUGGGUCACCUCGAUGAGCAUGAACACGGUGGUGGAGCCGCACGCCGGCAUCAUCCCCCCACAGAGCGUCCCUCCCACCAGACCCGAGGAGUUCCUGCUCAUGCCCAGCCCGCUCGUGUGCCAGCGUGCCAAGCCUUACCUCAUCACCAUGGUUACCACGGCUCCUGCCAAUCAGAGGGCCCGCCAAGCCAUCAGGGACACCUGGGGAGGGGAAGUGGAGGUGAGGGGCCUGCGGGUCAUGACCCUCUUCAUGGUGGGUGUGACGUCUGACCUGGGAUUGGCCAAGCUGCUGAUAGAAGAGGCCCGGGAGCGAGGAGAUCUGAUUCAAGGGCGUUUUUUGGACACCUACUCCAACCUCACCCUGAAGACCCUGUCCAUGCUGGGCUGGGCCCGUCGGUUCUGCCCUCAUGCUCACUUCAUGGCCAAAGUAGAUGAUGAUGUCCUGUUCAAUCCCAGUGCCCUCCUGCACUUUCUGAACAAGAGCCGUAACCCCUAUGAACAAGGAGACUUGUACCUUGGUAGGGUGCAUCUACAUGUGGCUCCGGACCGUGACCCGGAUAGUAAGCACUACCUCCCUGCAGGGGCCUACCCUCCCUCUGUCUUUCCAGACUAUUGCAGUGGUACGGCCUAUGUUCUGUCCCGCUCUGCACUGCUCAAAAUUUCCCUGGCAGCCUCUGCUUCACCUUUAUCCACACCUCUGCCCCCAGAGGAUGUGUUUGUAGGUCUUUGUGCUCGGGCAGCUGGGGUGCUGCCCUCGCACUGUCCUCUCUUCUCUGGUGGUCCAGGUGUUCCCUAUGGGCGCUGCUGCUAUCAGGCCAUGGUGUCCAUCCACCACAUCACUCCCAGGGAGAUGCUGCACUUCUGGGCUGACGUUCAUUCAUCUCCUCCCUGCUCAUGGCUGAGUCUGCGUGCUUCUCUGGGGAUGUGCAAAGUCAGGGCGAUGCUUGGGUCAGCUCUGGGGCUGGAACAGGGGUUGUGAGGGUUGCUGAAAACUGGAAUCAGCGAGGCUGUGCCUCGCUUCAAUACUGUGAACAGCACAAGUGCUCUUCAGAUUGUGAAGCUACACUGUGUGCACUGAAAAAAUGUCAGUUUAUUUUUAUAGCUUUAUUUUUUUAAACACUAUAAUGCAUUUUACUGGCUUUUUUUGCAGAAAAGGGGACGAGCAGCUGGUAGUUUGAAGAACUGUCACAGUAAUCUUUAGCCUAUCUUUAGACUGUUACAGCAUCCUGCAUUAUUACACUGACACUUACUGUAGAUGUAGAACAAACAACACAGGCAUGCUGAUAGUAUAUGGCGAGGAAUUACAGUCGCUUAUUUGAUGAAUGCACAUCGGAACAAGUACUUCUAUUAAUACAUUACGUCCGACAUCUAUAAGCUGCUACUGUUAUAUAUGUAGUAUAUCACCAGGUACUUAAAUUGUAGAUGUUAGUUUAAGAUGCUUAAAUGCAUGUAUCCAAAAAACAAUAAAAUAGAUAGCAAAUCACGAGCUGCAUAUACCCGGUAGGAAGGAAGUAAUAAUUAAUCAAUACUUGUUGUGUUUAAAAAUAAUCACCUCGGUACAUGAAAGGAAUUCAUGUUGUUAUUCAAUAUUAAAGACAUGAUUAUAUGUGCAAUGACAGGGCAUGAAUUGUUCUGUUGGAGACAGUGAGAUGUAUUUGACCUGCUGUGAGAGCAGACAGCAGGUGAAGUUCUUUCUUUGACAGCUCAGUAAAUCUGCUGCCUCAGAUCACUGAAAAUAUAACUGUGAAGGUGAUGUGAUACACAGUGCCACUGAACAGUAGUAUUUCUAACCUUUGUCUGUAAACAUUAAGUUGAGUGUGAAUGGCUGUUUUGCGCUGAUGUAUCUGGACUGGGUUUAGUCUCUGCUCAACCAAUAUUGGAGGAUUCUAUUUUAAAAGACAGUUUACCAUCUGUCAGAGGUAAAGCCUCAGCCUGUCCCGCUCCUAUCACCAUGUAAAGAAAGUAGUCGGUGUGUUUACACUCAGGAAAUAUGUGUGUGAAUCAAAAAACCACCACCAAUAAAAAAAAAAACCCUAUGUAUCUUAA